AUGCUGCUCGUCCAGCCCGACCCUUCAUUCACCGACAACACCGGCUCACAAGACCACAUCAUCUACAACCCACCUUCGUCUGCGCCAAACGUCUACCACACCCCCUUGAAGUUCUUGCCCAAGGACGACCCGCGACGUCGCCUACACACCCUCCUCCGAUCCACUGCCUCUUCCGCAGAAACCUCCACAUCCUUGCCUCCUCCAGUGCGACCAAUCUACGAGAAGAAGUACCAUCUCAAGGAAGCCGAUAUUGAAGAAAUCAGACGACUCCGAGCAGAAGACCCGCGCAAGUGGACACGAGUGCGAUUGGCCGAAAAGUUCGAGUGCAGCCAGUUCUUCGUCAGCUUGUGCUGCUCGGCACCACAGAUCAAGGAAGAGAGGCAGGCUGAGCUCGAAAAGAUCAAGGAGAAGUGGGGACGCACCAAGAGAGAGGCGCGUGAAGACAGGCAGACCAGGAAGCAGAGCUGGGGCAAGGCUGUCUGA
This is a messenger RNA of Aureobasidium melanogenum CBS 110374, 483 nucleotides long. RefSeq lists its product as uncharacterized. The transcript has a single exon. Gene Ontology annotation, molecular function: structural constituent of ribosome. Bases 1 to 483 code for a protein of 160 amino acids. Gene Ontology annotation, cellular component: mitochondrial large ribosomal subunit. NCBI's taxonomy places the organism in Eukaryota, Fungi, Ascomycota, Dothideomycetes, Dothideales, Saccotheciaceae. The record is from RefSeq and is a predicted model, not a curated record.